Molecule: messenger RNA, 2928 nt
Organism: Acomys russatus (golden spiny mouse)
Lineage: Eukaryota; Metazoa; Chordata; Mammalia; Rodentia; Muridae
Gene: C6
Product: complement C6
Exons: 17
Coding region: 31-2835 (934 amino acids)
Biological process (GO): immune response
Cellular component (GO): membrane attack complex
Molecular function (GO): protein binding
Source: RefSeq, a predicted model, not a curated record
UGCAUUUCAGGGCCUAGGAGUUGUGGAAGCAUGGCUAGACAUCUCGCCUUGUGUUUCAUCUUGCUAAUCAUACUGAUUGACAAGAAUGAAGCCUGUUUCUGUGACCACUACCCAUGGACUCACUGGUCCAGCUGUUCUAAAUCCUGCAACUCUGGAACCCAGAGCAGACAGAGACAAAUAAUAAUGAAUGGAUACUAUUGGGAGAACUAUUGUGAUCAGCUUUGUAGCAAGCAGGAGACCAGAGAGUGCAAUGUACAGACAUGUCCCAUCAACUGCAUCCUAGGAGACUAUGGGCCAUGGUCAGAUUGUGACCCUUGUAUUGAAAAACAGGUUAAAGUUAGAUCUAUGCUGCGCCCGAGUCAGUUUGGGGGACAAGAAUGCACGGAGCCCCUGGUAACAUUUCAACCAUGCAUUCCAUCCAAGCUCUGCAAAAUCGAAGAGGCUGACUGCAGAGAUAAAUUCCUCUGUGACAGUGGGCGCUGCAUUCCCAGCAAGUUAGAAUGCAAUGGAGAAAACGACUGUGGAGAUAAUUCAGAUGAAAGGGACUGUGGGAUAACAAAGCCAGUAUGUUCGCGGACAUACAUUCCCAUCCCUGGUGUGCAGCUGAUGGGCACUGGGUUUCAUUUUCUGGCAGGGGAGCGCAGAGGGGAAGUCCUUGAUAAAUCUUUCACUGGAGGAAUAUGUAAAACUGUCAGAAGCAGCCGAGCAAAUAAUCCAUACCGUGUUCCAGCCAACCUGGAAAACGUCAACUUCGAGGUACAAACUGUAGAAGAUGACUUGAAAACAGAUUUCUACAAAGAUUUAAUAACUCUUGGAAAUAAUAAAAAUAAAGCCACUUUGUCAUCGGGUGGACAGAAACAGUCUUUUCAUGUGCCAAUUUUUUAUUCCUCAAAGAAAACGGAGAGAUUCCAACAUUACUCAGCCUUCAAAAAAGCCGUUCAAGCCUCCCACAAAAAGGAUUCUAGCUUUGUUAGGAUCCAUAAAGUGAUAAAAGUCCUAAACUUCACAAUGAAAACGACAGACCUGCAGCUUUCAGACGUUUUUCUGAAAGCCCUUAACCAUCUGCCUUUAGAAUACAACUAUGCUUUGUACAGCCGAAUAUUUGACGACUUCGGGACCCACUACUUCACCUCCGGCUCUCUGGGGGGCAAGUAUGACCUUCUCUAUCAAUUCAGCCGCCAAGAGCUACAGAACUCAGGUUUAACAGAAGAAGAAACCCGACAUUGUGUCCAGUAUGAAACAAAAACACGCUACUUCAUUUUCACAAAAACAUACAAGGAGAACCGAUGCACCAUGAAUAAGCUGUCUGAAAAAUAUGAAGGUUCCUUCUUGCAGGGAGCAGAGACAUCCAUCUCGCUGGUCCAGGGCGGGAGGAGUGAGUAUGCAGCAGCCUUGGCAUGGGAGAAGGGGACUGCAGGUCCAGAGCAGCGAGUCUUUUCUGAGUGGUUAGAGUCCGUGAAGGAGAACCCGGAGGUGAUUGACUUUGAGCUUGCCCCGAUCAUGGACUUGGUCAGGAACAUCCCGUGUGCAGUAACAAAACGGAAUAACCUCAGGAAAGCAUUUCAAGAGUAUGCAGCCAAGUUUGACCCUUGCCAGUGUGCUCCAUGUCCUAACAAUGGCCGCCCCAGGCUCGCGGGCAUGGAAUGUUUGUGUGUGUGUCAGAGCGGUACCUACGGGAAAAACUGUGAGAGGCGGUCUCCGGAUUACAAGUCUGAUGCAGUGGAUGGAAACUGGGGCUGCUGGUCCUCCUGGAGCGCGUGUAAUGCUGCUUAUAGGAGAUCAAGAACCCGGGAGUGUAAUAACCCCUCCCCCCAGCGAGGAGGGCAGCGCUGUGAGGGCAAGCAUCAGCAAGAAGAAGACUGUACAUUCUCAAUAAUGAAAAACGAUGGACAGCCAUGUAUCAGUGACAAUGAGGAAAUAAAAGAAACGGACCUUGCUGAGAUAGAAGCAGAUUCAGGGUGUCCUCGGCCAGAUCUCCCAGAAAAUGGAUUUAUCUGGAAUCAAAAGAAACUGUACUCCAUUGGGGAGGAUGUUGAAAUUUCAUGUCUUACUGGAUUCAAAGCUGUGGGAUACCAGUACUUCAGAUGCUUACCAGACAGAACCUGGAGGCGAGGAGACGUCGAAUGCCAACGGACCGAGUGCCUCAAGCCUGUUGUUCAGGAUGUCCUGACCAUAUCCCCAUUUCAGAGAGUGUAUAAGAUUGGUGAAUCCAUUGAGCUGGCCUGCCCCAGAGGCUUUGUUGUUGCUGGACCAACAAGAUACACCUGCGAGGGAGACUCCUGGACGCCUCCUAUUUCAAGUUCCUUGACCUGUGAAAAAGAUAUUCUAACAAAAUCAAAAGGUUUUUGUCAACCAGGACAAAAGCAAUCAGGAUCCAAGUGCAUUUGUAUGUCUCCAGAAGAAGACUGUAGUGAUUACUCAGAAGAUCUCUGUAUAUUUGAUGUGGGAUCCAGCCAGUACUCCACUUCAUCUGCUUGCAAAUUUUUGGCUGAAAAAUGUUUGAACAACAACCAGUUCCACUUUGUACAUACUGGUUCCUGCCAAGAAGGCCCACAGUUAGAAUGGGGUCUCGAGAGGCUGAAGCUUGCAUUGAAUAGCACACAGAGGGUGGCCUGUGGCUAUAACACCUGCUAUGACUGGGAAAAAUGUUCAGCCCACACUUCCAACUGUGUCUGCCUGUUGCCCACACAGUGCUCCAAGGAUGAAAAUCAACUCUAUUGUGUCAAAAUGGGAUCUUCAACACGUGGGAAAACAGUAAACAUCUGCACAGUGGGAGCCGUGAGGUGUGCAAACAGAAAGGUGGAAAUACUGAACCCUGGGAGGUGUUUGGAUUAGCAUAGUUACUGGAAAAUGAAUUUACUAUUUAAAAGCAAUGCCUUCAAAAGCAGGAAAGGGCACGAAGACAGGAGGUGAGAAAAGUGAAUGGAU